AGGCCACAUAAAUUGAAAUUACGGUUCUCAGGCCCGCGCACAUCUGUUUUGAGGUGCCCGCAUUGCAAAUUUUAUUGCAUUUUUAAUAAAAUAAAAAGUAGGUAAUGCGGCGACGUAUCCGGAAAAAAAAUUUCCGCAUUCAAUUUUUCAAAACUUCCGCAUUAUUCGGAGCUCCUCCUGUCUCAGUAUACGAAUAGCUGUAUUUAGCAGAGAAUACCGAAUACCGGAAAUCUUCGUUUGUCAUUCGCAAUAAAGACUUCCGAUGUAUAACAACGUGGUUGCAGCAUUAUUUUGAGAAUGUCUAUUGUGUCAAUAAGUAUUCGACAAGGAGCAGUGUUCAUUCUACCAUGGACAAUUAUAGAGGGAUAUUCGGAGGGAUGUACCUUCCUAGAUCUUUAUGAGGGUGUGAAAGCAAUGAAGUUCGAUUUGGGAAGCUGGACGUUUCCUGAGAAAUUAAAAAAUGCCGCUGUCUCCGUUAGUGUCGGUAAGAACAAGAACGAAUUAGACUCUGCAAUCAUUACAAAUAAAGUAUCGUCAACGACACCUGUUUUCGGCCACUUUGUGAGAUAUACGGUGUGUGAAACCAAGCCCGCCGAUGUUUCUGCACAUUUCGACAAUGAUAGUGCCGAUGAUCAUAAUAAUAAUGCCAAGGAUUGUCAAGAACCGGGAAGAGCCACCAGAAAUAUCAACGACGUGUUGGUUUUUAACGCACGUAAACUUUGCCUUCCAGAGCCAUUCUCUGAAGAUGACAAAAUUACAAACAAUAAGCGAAUUGUUUACAACAAAAUUUUAUAUUUGUUGGGAAACGCAGGCUUGGGUUUUACACCAAUGACAAUAGAUGAAGGUAAAGAUUUCAUAAAUGCUUUAACUAACUGUAUUUGGACAAUAGACCCAUUUGUUGAUACCCUCAGAGAUCGGUGUUUUGCUCUUCCAGUUCUUUUUGAAAAUCUGUUUGGUUACAAUGUACCCGAAAAUCAUAAACAUAAGAGGGGUGAGUUGAGUCAAUCAACCCUGUUGUCGUUAGCUUGCCAUUUAGAUGCUUGUCUAGAGAAAACAUGGAUUUCCAAAGUGAUGUGGGCACCUAUCAGGACUGCUGCUCAAACAUUAUCAGACAGCUUUCACAAGUAUAUUGAGUAUUUAAAGCAGAAAGCAGAGAAAAUGAAUGAAAAAAGACAACUCAUGUUUCCUGUGAGAAGCUUGGAUGAAACAAAGAGUGUAACUGUCAUACGACCAUGCUAUGUUGUGAAACCUGGUGCCGCAUCUCGGUACAAAACUCUUGUAGACUGUGUCGAAAAACUAGAGAUGUUCAAGCCAAUAUGUUUAGAUGAAUAUACACCUCAGAACACAAGAGAGCGUCGUUAUUUUCUAGACAACAUGAAACAAGGAUUACCAUACAAAUGUGUUCACCUAAAGUUCAGUGCUGGCAAUAACCUUGGGUCGCACAAUUUUCUUUGGAAGAUUCCUGGAUGUGUUUCCGAGACUGAUAGUGACAUCAUGCAAAAGAACUCAGAUGUCAUUCAGACUUUGAGCAAAGACCUUCCCUCAUACCACACUCGUGCAAUGAGAAGAGCAUUUAUAAACAAAGCAUCUUUACUUUGCAGUUUGAAGACAAGUGAUGCAAGGUACAUCUACAAAUCUUUAGCAGGGGAUUGCAGUUUGGGAGAAAAUGAAUCCGAAAAAGAAAUAGACUUGAGAGUGCAACAAGCUUUUGAAAUGGAAGAUCCUGACAUAAUUACGGACCUCAGGCAUCAUAAUACAGGACAACCCUCCAGAUAUCACAUUUUCUUUGACCAUGCUAAGCAAUAUUUGGAAAGUGUUGUAGAGACUGCUGUUGAUGAACGAAGACAUGAUCGUUUCACACACCUUGCCCAAGCCAUGUCAGUGCCUGACCUUCUUCAACAAGUUAAAGAUAUAUGCCCUGAAAAUACACCGAUACCUUCAGAACAAUGGCUGCGUCUACAGUUUGCACCCAAGAACCCAUCAGCUCUUGCAUCAUUACAGUAUACUGGGAGUUUAAAGGUCAAAUUCCAAGUUCAAAGUCGGCAGCUUAGAAAGACGCAUGUUGACCUCCAUUAUGCAUCAGCUGCAUUUAGAUACCUCAAAGAGUUUGCAGUGAAGUUCAGAGACUUUUGUGUGCUUGUGGCUAUGGAUGAUAAACACCACUGCAAAGUUGGAGAACCAGGUCACCCAGUGGCAGCAGUAGAGCGGGGAAAGAGAGUGGUUGUUGCUGCAGAUAAAGUGUUUGCAGUCUCAGAUCAUGACUUUACCAAAUUCAGUAUUGUACCAAGUGUAACAAUGUUGAUUGACAUACCAGAAUCUGUGAGUGAAGGGUCCUUUUAUAGAGGCCAAGUGUAUGUUGGUGUGAAGGAUUUAGCUUUAGAACCUUCCAGUCCAUUGCGUCACAUUGCGGAGCUUAAAGAUAUUUUGAGGAAGGAAGGACUUACAAAGCCUAUUUUGUGUAUCUAUACAGAUGGUGGACCUGAUCACAGACUGACAUUUCUCUCAGUCCAGCUAUCCAUUAUAUGCCUUUUUCUCAGUGGAAAUUACGACAUGAUCGUAGCAGCAAGGACACCACCAUUGGCAUCUUGGAAAAAUCCACCAGAACGUGUGAUGUCUAUUCUGAAUUUGGCUCUACAGGCAGUUGGAUUGAUGAGGAAAGAAACUUCAGCAGAAACUGAGCAGAAACUCAAAUCAGCCAGUGGACUUCAGCAGCUAAGGGAUAUUGCUAAGAUCCCAAAUUCCAUGAGGAGAUGAUUGACUCAAUUGAACCAGUGAAAGUUCUUCUGUCUCAGCUGUUUGGACGUCUGAAAUUGAAAGAUAAGCAAUUCAAGUUGUUCAACUCUGCUUCUGAAACAGAUCUUGAUGGACUUUGGGGAGAGUUGUCCAAGUUUGGAAACCCACCUGUUGGAAAACGACAGAAUGACUUAAAGAAAAGUUUGAAGGAUUGGACACAAGUGGUAAGUUCUGAUGUAGUCAGUCUAUUAAUACCUAAUGUGCAGCUUAUAAUCUUGUGUGUGGUGAAUGUAAAUGAAUGCACUCUGUGUAGCUUUAAAUAUAGGUUGGGAUUAUUCCUCUGAUGUUUCCAUCAUGCCAGUGAAAAUGUUAUUUUGUCAAUUUUUCAUGCAAUUUUGUCAUUAUUCACUAAAAAUCCAGUAUUAAAGCUGAAAUUUCAUUCAAGCUGGCAUGAUGCCUUACCUCAUGUGCAGUUUGUAUGCACUGCUAUUUCUUAAUAACUAUAUCUAUUUUCCAUCCUUUUUGCCUUUAAAUACCUAUAUUUUUAUAAUAUAGAAAUAUUUAUAUAUUGUCACUUGCAGUAAAAAAAAAUGUUUGUAUGCAUUUAAUGGUUCUUAAUAUAGAUGUUCAAAUUUCUAGCCCAAAGCUUGUGGAGUUUAUUGAUCAUUGCUGUGUAUCCAGGACUUACUUCUUUACUGUGAAGAAGUGUGGUGCCAGUGACUGUCAGAUAUGUGCACCCCCAAGACUCCCUAUUGAUAUUUUCAGCCAGCUACAUAACUUUCCAGAUCCAGUUCCAGGAGAAGAAGGACACUUCAAAGAAUUCAGGGAGGUUUUUGGCACCGAUACCACAGAGGAGCACUGCCCGUCAUUGUCAGCAAAAAAAAUCAAACGCAGUUUCUACCGGCCAUGGAAUUCCUUUCAGUCCAUCUGCACAGACCGCCAAAACAGUGAAUCAGACAGUAACCUGUAUAGAUUGUCAAAAGCCUAGAGUCAUAUACAGUGCAAACAAACUGAGUGCACAAGAAAGUGCAAUUCUGAAAAGGAUUCUUGGGCUCUAUCAGUUUUCGUGUGGUUCUGAACUUCAGGAACUAAAACCAGAGGAUCCCGUCAGAGCACCUCGUAUCAGUGCUCUGUUGGAGAAAGUAUUUGUUAAAUCGAAUUUAUCAUGCACUUCUCCUGUUGAGGUACCCUAUUACAGUUCUGGUGUAUUUCCUCCAAUUUGCUACCACUGUGGGGCACAAGACACAGAUACUGAAGAGGGACAAUAUCCUAUGUGUCCAGAUUGUGUGGUUUCUAAGUUACAGCCUCCAUUGAAAAGGAAAAAUGUUCAGAGCUUGAGAGCAAAAAAGCAGAAAAAAUGAAGGGAAAAAACACUAUGCAACUUAACUGUAGUACAUAUGCUUUAUUAUUUUGACCACACAAGACAAUUUGUUAAGAUAGCAUGUGUUAAAUUUGUUUCAUAUGUAUAGUGACGGUACAAUAAAGAAUUUGCUUGAUAUUA
This is a messenger RNA of Ostrea edulis (European flat oyster), 4234 nucleotides long. RefSeq lists its product as uncharacterized. The record is from RefSeq and is a predicted model, not a curated record. The transcript is spliced from 4 exons. Bases 298 to 2754 code for a protein of 818 amino acids. NCBI's taxonomy places the organism in Eukaryota, Metazoa, Mollusca, Bivalvia, Ostreida, Ostreidae.